Molecule: messenger RNA, 2079 nt
Organism: Chelmon rostratus (copperband butterflyfish)
Lineage: Eukaryota; Metazoa; Chordata; Actinopteri; Chaetodontiformes; Chaetodontidae
Gene: eif4ba
Product: eukaryotic translation initiation factor 4Ba
Exons: 15
Coding region: 34-1938 (634 amino acids)
Molecular function (GO): RNA binding
Source: RefSeq, a predicted model, not a curated record
CAUCCGGGAACUACUACGAACUCGCUCUCCAACAUGGCGGCGUCAGCUAAGAAGAAGAAUAAGAAGGGGAAGACCCUCACUCUGACUGACUUCCUGGCAGAGGACAGUGGAGGCAGCAACGUGGUCCCCAGCUACCCGACCAAGUCCACUAGCUGGGCAGAUGAGACUGACGACCUGGAUGGCGACGUCUCGACUUCGUGGCACACGGAGGAGGAUAGCUACCGGGCACCACCCAUUGACCGCUCCAUCCUGCCCACAGCACCUCGCUCAGCUCGUGAACCCAACAUCGACCGGUCCCGACUGCCCCGCAGCCCGCCUUACACGGCCUUCCUGGGCAACCUGCCCUAUGAUGUCACUGAGGACUCAAUCAAAGACUUCUUCCGCGGCUUGGCAAUCAGUGCAGUGCGUCUGCCUCGAGAGCCCAGUAACCCCGAGAGGCUGAAGGGCUUUGGCUAUGCUGAGUUUGAUGAUGUGGAUUCCCUCCUGAGGGCCCUUAGUCUCAAUGAGGAGAAUCUGGGAAACCGAAGGAUCCGUGUAGAUAUUGCUGACCAAUCUAAUGAUAAAGAGAGAGACAGUGGAUCUAUGGGAGGCCGAGACAGGGGUGGACGGAUGUCGGACAUGGGUCCUGACAAGACAGACACUGACUGGAGGGCUCGGCCCAGUGCAGAUUCCGACGAUGGACCCCCCAGGAGAGAUGAUGCCUUUGGAGAGAGAUCACGGGACCGUUAUGAGUCAGAUCGUUACAGAGAUGGACCACGCCGGGACAACGACCGUUAUGACGGAGGAAGAGACCGCUACCGGGAUCGCUAUGAUGACAGGGACCGCAGAGACUAUGAUAGAGGAGGUUUUGACUCUCGUGAUCGUGGUGGAGGUCGUCGGGCCUUUGGCAGUGGCUUCCGCCGCGAUUAUGAUGAUAAUCGGGGUAGCAGUGAUCGCUACGGGGAUCGGGAUCGCUAUGGCGAGCGCGAAGACCGGUAUGAGAGACGUGAUGACAGGCGUGAGGACAGAGCUCCUCAGCAGAGACCCAAGUUAAACCUGAAGCCCCGUAGCGUGCCCAAGGAGGAGGAUGGUAGUGCCGGCAGUGGUACUACCCAAGCUGCGCCCCCAAGCUCCGGCAGUAGGGCCUCAUCCAUCUUUGGUGCGGCCAAGCCGGUGGACACAGCAGCCAAGGAAAGGGAGGUGGAGGAGAGGCUGAAGAAACAGGAAGAGAGGCUGCAGAGGCAGCUGGAAGAGGACAAAAGCCGGGGACCUGACAGAAAGAUGCGAGACAGGGAUCCAAGCUGGCGCAAUGAGGAACCUCACACUGAACGAUCUCGUACAGGAAGUGAGUCCUCACAGCAAGGAAGCACCUCAAGAGGGUCUCGGUGUCGAGAUAGCGAGCGCUCUGGAGAGAAUGAGGUUUUCAGUGGGAGAGAAAGUGACCCCUCCUCCCCUGGGGCCUCCCCGCAGCCCCCCUCUACCGGCUCCUCCAAGGAGCCGCUGAAGGUGAUGCCUGCACCUCCUCCCAAGGAGAACGCCUGGGCCAAGAGAAGUGCAGCCAGCACAGGCUCUAGCGAUGGUGAUGGACGACCUCCAGUCUCACCGGUCUCCCCAAGUGGUUCAGCUCCUCCCAAGCUCAGCUCCUCAAGCUCUGCAGAUGUAAGAGGAUCUGGAAAAGAUGAGAACAAGGCUGACGGUGUGCGUCGGGACCGGGGGCCCCCACGGGCACGAAUGGGGCCUGCAGGGCCUGGAGCAGGGCGGGGCCGAGGAGAGGGGCCCAACAGAGACCGAAGAAAGGAGGCAGACAGAAAGGAUAACAGAAGAGACCGAGACUCCAGACCACCCCCAGAGCCAAAGAAAUUCGAAGAAUCCCCAACCCCUAAGUUCAGCUCAGCCAGUAAGUACGCCGCUUUGCUAAUGGAUGGAGACCAAGGAGACGACGCAGAGGACGUAGAAUAGAGCGAAAUUAACGAGACAAGGCCUGAAAGCGCAAGACAAGGAGAAAAUGUGGAAUGCAGAAAAAAAAAAAUCUCACAUAGCUUAUGAAAAAACUCCAUACAUGGAAGAGGCUCCUGGGAGGACAUCACUCCCUCCCUUCUU